Messenger RNA from Thalassophryne amazonica, 2358 nucleotides. Its product is annotated as inactive N-acetylated-alpha-linked acidic dipeptidase-like protein 2. Bases 1 to 2358 code for a protein of 785 amino acids. The record is from RefSeq and is a predicted model, not a curated record. The transcript is spliced from 18 exons. Lineage: Eukaryota; Metazoa; Chordata; Actinopteri; Batrachoidiformes; Batrachoididae.
AUGGCUUACAGGAAGGUGUGUGAUGCCCAAGGUGGCCCAUUAGUUGGUGAAGGUCUGCACUGUUCUCGUGGUUUAGACCUGGACUGGGAGCUAGAGAAGGAGGAGUUACAGGAGCCAGGACCCAGCUUGGAUCCUAUGCAGAUGCAACAUGCAGAGUGCCAGAGAUCUGGGUGUUCGGACCCUGGGCCCGACCCUGAGCUGCUGGAACACAUCCAGCCAUCUGUCUCUGUUUCACCACAUGGGCAUUUCGAACGACUACAAGAAGAUCCGAAUUACAUUUCCCACUUUACCAGGGCUCCAGGCCACAAAGGCCAACGUCAGCUCCACUGCUUUCUGCUCAGGCACUUCCUGGCAGGGGUGGGGCUUUUUUUCUUGGGGCUCAUGAUUGGAUGGUUCGCUCACAAACCCAGUCGGAAACCACUUGUUCCUCCAUCUGACAGCUCUGACCUACUCGAGGAGCUGCUGAAAGGCAUCACAGCUGACAAGAUAGAUGCCCUCCAGAGGUCUUUCUCCACUCUAUCAGAAGACAGUGAAGAAACUAAAGCCAGAUACCUCUACAGGCAGUGGGUGGAAUUUGGUUUAUCGGAUGUGCAUCUGUCCAAUCACACAGUCCUGGUCAGUUUGCCCGGUCCAACGCCCAACACCAUAACAGACAGGUCUAGUCAUCAGUGUUUUCUGCCCAAUGGGAUCCCAUGUGACCAGCGUGGACAAAAUGGCAUGCCACAGCAACAGUUUUCCUAUGCAGCCCAUUCUGCCGUUGGAAGUUUGCAGGGGGAGGUGGUGGAUGUCCAGUAUGGUAGCAUGAGUGACCUGAUAAAAGCUAAAGAAAGUCUUAAUCUCACCAAUCAGAUUGCUGCAGUCAAGCUUGGACGGGUACCACUACUCUACAAGCUGUCCAUACUGUCUCAGAUGGGAUUUGGAGGGGUUCUGCUCUACAUUGACCCUUGUGAUGGCACUCGAAGCAGACAUAUCUGGCAUCAAGCCUUCAGAGUCACCAUCAACCCUGGAGGAAACCCUGCCAUUGGUGAAAUUUCUAGGCGCAGCCAGGGAAGUCUCACGUCUCUGUUGGUUCAGCCUAUCUCUGCCUUCCUGGCCAAGACACUGCUGUCAUCUCCGUCCGCAGGCCCCAGAGAAUCCUGUAUUCCUCUCGCUAUGCCUUCUAACAAAGAGAAUAAGAAGAUUACUUUGACAAUUGGAAACCAGGUAUUCUACCAGAAAAUUUACAAUGUUGUGGGAUACCUGAAAGGAAAGACAAACCCAGAUCGUUAUGUGUUAGUUGGCAGUCGCCAUGACAGCAACCAGGGAGGUGGGGCUUCAGCCAUUAUGAACCAGCUCAUUGCAGUGAUGACAGAGCAGACCAAACGAGGAUGGGUGCCAGAUCGCACCGUCGUGUUUUGUUCAUGGGGAGGUUCAGCCCUGGGGAACAUCGGCUCCUACGAGUGGGGAAAGGAUAACAGUGUUGUACUGCAGAGCAGUGCUGUGGCCUACGUCAGCCUGAAUUCUCCAGUUCGGGGGACAGAGACUCUCACCGCUACAGCUUCCCCGACGCUCCUGCAACUCACCUCAGAUAUACAACGGAGACAGUUGCUGAGUUGUAUCCGCGGAGGAAACUGCCCUGGACCCAACGUCAGCUCCCUGCAGUUGCCAGGAGAUGUGAGCUUCUUUGCCAACCAGCUCGCUGUGCCCACGCUGGAGUUUGCCUUUGAGCAGACCAAAGCAGAGGAAGAAACAUCUUACCUAUCGGAGGCCCAAUUCUUGGCAGAGUCACCACAGGCUAUGGACCCACUCUUCAAGUUCCAUGAGACCAUUGCCAAGAUGACAGCAGAAGCCAUUUUCCACCUGGUCAAUGAUCCUGUGCUGGCAUUCUACCCUCUGGAUAUCGCUCUGGAUGUGCAAAACAAGCUCAAAGACAGCACUGUGGCUUAUCCGCUCCUGCUGUCCUCAGCGUCAUCCUUGAGAGACCACGCAGCCUUCUUCCAAUCAGAAACCAUGCGGCCAGCCAAUGACCCAAAAGAGCGCGACCCCUCUCAUGUGCGGAUGCUCAAUGAUGUACUCCGCGACCUGGAAAAGAGCUUUGUCAUCCCACAUCCACCACCUGGAGUGUACCGGAACCUGCUAUAUAGCCUUCCAGGAACGAUGACUCAGUUCUCCAUGCUCAAGUUGUCACAGGAAUCCUUCUACCAUCACUGCAGUGACACCAACAAAGCAAUGAAAUGCAACUCUGUCAACCAAGAAAUACUUCACCAAAGGGCAGUGAACCAAACUCUGGCGCUCAUCCUUCGGGCCAUCCAGUCAGCUGAAAGGCUGGUUUGUUUUGGCUUGAAACUGUUUGAGAAUUAUCCAGAUUACACAACAUGA